UAUAUAAAAUCGUAUAACAGACAAGUUGGAUAUCACAAAGGAAAAAAUCUUCUUCUCUCUUUCUCCUUUUAAACUCAAAACUCGAGACCUAAAAUUCCGAGUUCUCGUCAGGCCUCCCAACCAUGGCUUCGUUCCUAUGCUCCGCCAAGUUCUUCUUCUUCCUCUUCCUUUUAUCAGCUAUCCCCAUCGCUUUCCUUAUCUCUCUGGAGCUAGCCAAGCCCACCUCCCAUGUCUACCUCUACCACAGCACCGGUUGGUUGCGUGAGUCUGCCAAGUGGGAUGCUCUCCACCAUCGAUUCCUUGUCUCCUUCAUGAGUGGCGGUAUCGGUGAGAUUUUGGUUCCGGAGAAUCACUCUUUGGGUACUAUAUUGGAAGAAGUUCAGGUGGUCAACGACGUUGACUUGGCUGGAAAUGCUUCACUGGGGCUGGUGAUUGAUGGGGCUAGGAAUAGAGUGCUUUUGGUGAGCGCUGAUGCCAUAGGAAAACGCUACGGGGCAUUGUCGGCAUAUGAUUUGUCCACAUGGAAGAGGCUGUUUCAUACCCAACUUAGCGGUCCAAACGAUGAGAAAUCGUUCGCAGAAGACGUUGCAGUUGACCCAGAAGGCAACGCAUACGUUACCGAUGCCAAUUCCAAUAAGCUCUGGAAGGUUGGAGUCGAUGGAAAAUUGCUUGCCACCAUUAGAAGCCCUGUUUUCAUUCCAAAAGAGUGGUACAAAAACUUGGUGGGACUAAACGGAAUUGUUUACCACCCAGAUGGAUUUCUGCUAGUUGUUCACACUUUCAGUGGCGGCUUGUUCAAGGUGGAUAUAGCCAAUGGAAACGAAGUCAAGCAGAUUAAAGUCGACGGAGGGCCGUUGACUUUUGCGGACGGAAUAGAGCUUGUCUCUACAACAAAGCUUGUGGUCGCGGGGAAUCCAUCUGGGAGAUUAGUUGAGAGCUCUGAUGGGUGGGAAACAGCCUCUGUUUUGGCAACAUUUUCUGGGCCUAAACAUCGAUUGGCCUCAGCGGCUACUGUGAAGGAUGGGAAAGUCUAUCUCAACCAUCUAAUUGGUAUUGGAUAUCCUAAGAAGAAGCAUGCCCUUGUUGAGGCUGUUUUUUCUUCUUGAAAAGAAAUUUACAAUUAACUCGUUUAAGACUCUUCAGGCAGUGUUUUGAAAAAUAGGGUGUUUGUCAAAUUCACAUAAAAGGCUGUUAUUAGAGAUUCAUCAGCUCCGAAUUUUGAUAUGUAAUCCGCCGACAAAGAGCAUUUACCAUGGAUUAUACUGUGUUUUCACACUUCA
Ziziphus jujuba (common jujube) is the source of this 1280-nucleotide messenger RNA. RefSeq lists its product as uncharacterized. The coding region runs from base 123 to 1106 and encodes 327 amino acids. Gene Ontology annotation, cellular component: endoplasmic reticulum. The transcript is spliced from 2 exons. The record is from RefSeq and is a predicted model, not a curated record. NCBI's taxonomy places the organism in Eukaryota, Viridiplantae, Streptophyta, Magnoliopsida, Rosales, Rhamnaceae.